GAGUCCCCCAGAAAGAGUCGCUGCUUCCCAACAGACGGAGAGAGAGAGCUCCUUGCUGAGAUUUAAAUUAUCAACAUUGCCUUUACUAAACCCCAUGGAAAGACCCGGUUGACUACUGCGGGAUUGAGAUCAGAUUCUCCUCAUAAGAAGUUGUUCCUAAACUUCAGGUGGUGGUCGACUCCAACGGCGGUGGAUUUCCUCUGAUCGCGGAGUUCCAACAUGAACUUCGACAUAGUGGUCAGGAAAGUGUUGGUUGCGGUGGCCUGGCUCUCCUGUGUGCAGGUGGCGGCCGGGCGGGCGGCCGGGCUCGGCCCCGCGGCCCAGUGGUCUGGGGACGACUACGCCAACCGGACCCUGCGCCGCCUCAAGACCUGCGUGGAGAACCAGCAGUACCAGCACCAAGGCCUCUGCUGCCUCAACUGUGAUGCCGGUACCUACGUGCACCAGGCCUGCUCCCGGGAGCUGGAGGUGGGGCUGUGUAAGCCGUGCCACGGGAUGACGUACACGGAGCACUCCAACGGGAUGAACCGCUGCCUGCCCUGCACCCACUGCCGCUCAGAUGAGAUGGCGACAGUCUCCUGCACCAGCACCACAGAUACCAAGUGUCAGUGCAAACCCGGAUCCUUCUGCGUCCCCGACCAGGCCUGUGAGGUCUGCAAGCGCUGUGCCAGGUGUAAGGCGGGUGAUGAGGAGGUGCAGAAGUGCACUGCGUUCUCCAACACGGUGUGCAGGAAGCGGUUCCCAUCCACCACGGAGCUGUCCCCGCCCCUCCUGCCCACACCGGCUCCCGGCUCCCCUGAGCUCAUAGCGAUCCCCAUCGUCCUCAUCCUGGUUCUGAUCUUCUGCGGAUUGUUGGUGUGGUUCUUGAUCAAGCGGCGCUCUUCUUGCGAGAGACCCUGCUCUAAACCGCUGUGUGAGUCGAGUGAAAUCGUGAAGAUCCCCAUUGACGAGAGUGGCGCCACGGCGGAGGAGCGGCAGAACGACCAGAACGCCGGCCUGGAGGGCGGCGAGGACCCCCGGCCCGAGUCCCGCCCGCUGCUGCAGGAGACCCAGGCGGGCAUGAGCAAGGCCCCCCCCGGGGAGGACGAGGACCGCGGCCUGGGGGACAGCCUGCCCAACACCACCAGCUCUUCCCAGACCAGCCUCUCGGCCCUGCCCACCGUCACCGCCUCGCCCUCCUCCUCGAACUCCUCCUCCAGGAGCUCCCCGCACCCCAGCCCCACCCCCACCCAGACAAUGAUCCGUUUGCAGAUGCGCUUGCUGCCACUCUUAGGGUCGGAGAAGUCUUUGAGGAAGAGUUUCGACCUCUUCGACGAGUACCUGGACGUGCGGAUCCACAACAAGUUCUUCCGGCUCAUCGGGGUCAGCGACAACCACAUCCGGCUGGCCGAGGGCGCACCCCCGGGGGACAAGGUGUACGACCUGCUGAAGAGCUGGAUGCAGCGGGAGGGCCUCAAGGCGGACAUCAACAACCUGCUGGACGCCCUGCUGAGCAUGGACCAGCGGCGAUCCGCCGAUAGCAUCGCCUGCGCCGCCCUGCAGAAGGGCUACUACCAGCACGCCGCCACGCCCUGACCGCCGCACGGGGCGGAGGGAUACGCAUGAAGUAGAACCGCGAGACUACAGAGGACCUAUGAGGAGCAGACCUAAAGCACAUGGACUCUGUUUGUUGACGUUAUCUAUUUCAGGGAUGGGGGGGAAGACCGGCUUACCUCCACGUGGCUCAUGAUGAAGGCUGUGUGUUUUUUUUUUUUGAAAAGCCAGUAAUUAGUUUGUUUUUUAUGAGAAAAUGAAAGCCACACGAAAACAAGGGGGGAAGGAUGAGUCAAAACUGAUCUUUGUUUCUCGAAGGUUGUUGACUACGCUUCGCGUUGUCCUGGCUUAACAGCGGAAAUGAAAAGAAAAAAAAAGGAUUUGUGAGCAGACGGCGUCAAAGAACAGAAGUGAUUAAUUUCGUAGUAGACUCAGACA
This is a messenger RNA of Gadus morhua (Atlantic cod), 1971 nucleotides long. RefSeq names its product tumor necrosis factor receptor superfamily member 10A-like. Lineage: Eukaryota; Metazoa; Chordata; Actinopteri; Gadiformes; Gadidae. The record is from RefSeq and is a predicted model, not a curated record. Gene Ontology annotation, cellular component: plasma membrane; cell surface. Gene Ontology annotation, biological process: TRAIL-activated apoptotic signaling pathway; positive regulation of apoptotic process. Gene Ontology annotation, molecular function: protein binding.